GUAAUUCUUUCAAUUUUCAUUUAACUCUGUCCAGAAUAAAUGAAUAAUUUUCUGUGUGAAUUUAAGAAAAAUGUCUACGCGAUGGUAUCCCUUAUACAAACGCGGGAAUCCACAGCUGCGCGUGUUUAUGCCGAAUUUCUGGAUGAAGCUGGUCAACCUAGAGAAGAUAACUGUGCCCAGCAAUAAGGUUAAUUUUAUAAUUUCUCGUGAGAUGACAAAAUACGAUGUUAAGAACUAUUUGGAACAAAUUUAUAAGGUUCCAGUUCUAGAUGUUCGAACAUUAAACCAGAUGGGUAAGGUUCGCCCUAAUCCCUUUAAUAAAGGUCAGCUGAUAAAGGAUCCGGAUACUAGGUUUGCCUUCGUCACCCUCGCCCCCGGGACUAAAUUUGAGUUUCCUGAUCUCAAGAUUGAUAAACAGAAUGAGCAGAUGGAGACUAGUAAUGAGGAGGUGGAGAGCAGUAAACAAGAAUUUAAAAAAUCAGUUCACGCUUCCGGUCAAAAAUAUAGACCCGGGGUUCCAACAUUUUUUGGUUUGUAACAAGUAGAAAUAAAAAUGAUAACUUUA
Messenger RNA from Eurytemora carolleeae, 565 nucleotides. RefSeq names its product 39S ribosomal protein L23, mitochondrial-like (gene mRpL23). The record is from RefSeq and is a predicted model, not a curated record. Bases 71 to 538 code for a protein of 155 amino acids. NCBI's taxonomy places the organism in Eukaryota, Metazoa, Arthropoda, Copepoda, Calanoida, Temoridae. Gene Ontology annotation, molecular function: structural constituent of ribosome. Gene Ontology annotation, cellular component: mitochondrial large ribosomal subunit; ribosome. The transcript has 4 exons. Gene Ontology annotation, biological process: mitochondrial translation.